GUUACACUGGUAAUCUUAUGUCAUGCGCUGUAUUUUCUGGCUUGUACUUUAAAGAAUUUGCUUUUUAUAGAAGAUGAAAUAAAUGUGGUUUCUUACACCAACAGCUGCAGACUCCUAUAGCUAAGUUAUUCCUGUUAGUCGUUUGAAAAUACGCGCACAGCUAAUUAAUUAAUGAAUUCUUAGAAAUUCUGAAGUAAAGCCUGUUGGACAACAAGGUCACCCAGUGCGGUCCUUAGCCCGCCAGGGACUUAGCGUGACCAGAGCACAGUCUUGUGUCCCGUACAGACAUGUGGUUCCCAUGGGAACCAGUGCGAAGGAGGAAAUGAAUAGGUUUUGGGCCAAAAAUACCAGCUUGAACCGACCAGUAUCUCCCCAUGUUACCAUCUACAGGUGGUCGAUCCCCAUGAUGAUGUCCAUCUCGCAUAGAGGCACGGGAAUCGCGCUUAGCACAGGUGUCUCUCUGUUUGCUGUGGGAGCCCUGGUUCUGCCUGGUGACUAUGCCCACUGUCUGGAGCUCAUCCAGUCCUUAUCUCUGGGCACACCCAUAAUCACCGGUGCCAAGUUUGUCCUUGCAUUCCCCUUCGCAUACCACACCUUCAACGGCAUCCGUCACCUGCUGUGGGAUGUGGGGAAGGGAUUCAAGAUCCCUGAGGUCUACCGCUCCGGCUAUGCCGUCCUCCUGCUCUCACUCCUUUCAUCCGCCGCCCUUGCAGCCCUCUGAAUACCCAGAAUGCACCAUGAAGAAUCAAGGGAGAGCCUUGCUGAUGGUGGAAGAUGUUUUGUUCUGAAAUGGAUGGGUUUCUCCCCUGUAAUAUAUUAAUAAAAAUCUGUAUAAACACACAGUUGCCCAAAACUCAAGGAAAAUAAACAAACUUCAAUGCUGGUAACCUAAGAAUGGUAUCACCCAUCAGUGGUAAAUUACAAAACCUGUGUCGCAGAAAAUAUAACAUAUUCAUUCUUGAUGCUGGUUGUGGGUGAAUUAUGAAACAAAGACUACUGUAAUAAAACUACAUGACAAAUAUUAA
Molecule: messenger RNA, 1025 nt
Organism: Paramormyrops kingsleyae
Lineage: Eukaryota; Metazoa; Chordata; Actinopteri; Osteoglossiformes; Mormyridae
Gene: sdhc
Product: succinate dehydrogenase complex, subunit C, integral membrane protein
Biological process (GO): mitochondrial electron transport, succinate to ubiquinone; tricarboxylic acid cycle
Cellular component (GO): respiratory chain complex II (succinate dehydrogenase); membrane
Molecular function (GO): electron transfer activity
Source: RefSeq, a predicted model, not a curated record